GGGGCGGUGCUGCCCCUCUGGAGCGCGCUUCCGCAAUAUAAAAAGCUGGGAGGACACCCACAUGGUCGGUGUGCAGGAUAUUUCGCUGGACCCUAGAAAAGCCACCACGACCUGUGGGCCAUGAUGCUACCCCAAUGGCUGCUGCUGCUGUUCCUUCUCUUCUCCUUUCUCUUCCUCCUCACCAGCGGCUCACUUUCUCCAACAAAAUACAACCUUUUGGAGCUCAAGGAGUAUUGCAUCCGGAACCAGGACUGCGAGACUGGGUGCUGCCGACGUGCUCCAGACAAUUGCGAGUCGCACUGCGCGGAGAAGGGGUCCGAGGGCAGUCUGUGUCAAACGCAGGUGUUCUUUGGCCAAUAUAGAGAGUGUCCCUGUCUGCAGAACCUGACUUGUAUAUAUUCGAAGAAUGAGAAAUGGCUUAGCAUCGCCUAUGGCCGUUGUCAGAAAAUUGGAAGGCAGAAGUUGGCUAAGAAAAUGUUCUUCUAGUGCUCCCUCCUUCUUGCUGCCUCCUCCUCCUCUACCUGCUCUCCUCCCUACCCAGAGCUCUGUGUUCACCCUGUUCCCCAGAGCCUCCGCCAUGAGUGGAGGGAAGGGGGGGAGUGAUGUGCCAUCAUUGAAAUAAAGAGCUUUUUCAA
Molecule: messenger RNA, 635 nt
Organism: Symphalangus syndactylus (siamang)
Lineage: Eukaryota; Metazoa; Chordata; Mammalia; Primates; Hylobatidae
Gene: CLPSL1
Product: colipase like 1
Biological process (GO): response to food; lipid catabolic process; digestion
Cellular component (GO): extracellular region
Molecular function (GO): enzyme activator activity
Source: RefSeq, a predicted model, not a curated record